This is a messenger RNA of Prorocentrum cordatum, 2158 nucleotides long. NCBI's taxonomy places the organism in Eukaryota, Dinophyceae, Prorocentrales, Prorocentraceae. The record is from the annotation of a GenBank genome assembly.
AUGGCGCCUGCAGAGGGGAGCGUUCGGAAGGUCAUGAUCAUCGGCGGAGUGUCCAACAACAUCCAGUGCAUCAGAACUACAAGUGCAACGCGCAUUGCCGAUGCACUUCGGGAGUCGGACAGCGCGAGCCUCGGCGAGUCCAGUGCUUCAUCUUGUACUCGGCUCGCGCACGCGGACAGGCGCAGGUCGAACUUGGCGGCGGAGAGAAUGUUGAUACCUCAGCGGCCCGGCCAAUGGAACAUGCUUGCUCUAUUCUGCGAGGUGCACUUGACGGCCAGCAUUCACAAGACGACCUUGCAGCCGUUGGAGUCCGCAGUGAAAGGAGUCCUCAAUCUAGCACUUGCGCUUCGAGGUGCAGGCCAGAUGUCAGAAUUCAAGCAGUGUCUCGCAGAGAUCCUCGAGGCCCGCAUGGAGCUGCGGGCGGGGCACGCCAGUGCCGAGGCGGAACUUUACGUCAGGAUCGCUCUUCGCUGCUUCGUGCCAGGAUCGGGCAAUUCAUCCCAGAGGCGGCUCAUAUUGUACACCAUGCCAGCUGGAGAGUGGAGAGGAGACCGAAUCGGGUGCUAUGUGGACUCUGCAGAUGCUGCCGCUGAUGUGCAAAACAAGAAGCUCAUCGCCGACGCCUUGACACAGAUGCUUUGCAGCAGGAGGUUCAAGAUCUGGCGGCGGGACAAAUGGACGGGCUGCGAGGAGGCCAUAUGCCAGCAGGGCCUUGUCGCAUCGUGCGGGAACGCUUUGGGGCCCGCCUUCGAGCUGCGGUUGUUUUUGCUCAUCGGCAACCGCGGGCUGGCGAGUGAGAUCUCCAGUGCACCGCCCUGCGUCAUGGAUGAGUUCUCGGCCAACUUCGUUCAGAACAACGACCUCACUACAGAUGGUGGUAUCUCGCUCGCUGUUGAUCGCCUUAUCCUUCACGCUCUUCUGGCAUAUACAGAUACCACUCGGGUGGAGGUUGGGCAUAGCCACUACCGCAGGCUAAUCUACAGCAGAGUUCAGACCACGCAGAUCGACUUGAAUGGCUUAUCGACACUCUGGAUGAGUAAAGUCUUUGAGGAAGCCAAUGUGGUUCUGGACCACUCGGGCGCAGCUGCUGCCGACGAUCUUCCAGGAAUGCGAGCGGACGGAGACGUGACGGAGCGAACGUAUUCUGGCGGCCCUUGGAGGCUCUUCAUACGCAGAGAGAAGUUGUCCGAUUUCCGCGCCGCUGGCGAACGGUACAGAGCGUUGAGCCCUGAAGAGAAAGCGGAGUUGGUAGAUGAGGGGCGGCGUGCUACUCAGCGGGCCCGCGAAGGCAUUCCGAGCAGAGAGACGGCCUUCGGACCUCGGUCGAGGGAUGUGGCCAAAGUUGUGAGGGACCGCAACUUUGGAAGCCGCCUGGCUCUACUUCGGGGCCUCGACGCGGAUGCCACGGCAGACAUACUAAUGCAGGAUGCCGUCGCUUCUGGGCAAGGCCCCGACGCCUUGUCCGCGCUGUCGCGGCGGCUUGACCGAGAGCGGCAUCGACGUGGCCGAGAUGGGGAGGAGGCGAACCUACGACAGAUUGCAGAGUACGGCGUGGAAGCAACGCCGACCGCAUUGAAGGAUAUCUUGGAAUGCCAGCCGUGCCUCGCGUCUUCCUCCGAGGCGCUCGUCGCGGCGCAGUGCGUGCAAGGUGUGCCAGUUUUGGAGGUGUCGGCCGCGCGCGUGGCCACCCGCGCUGGCACGGUGCACGAUUGGGCCAAAGUGCAGCCCAACAGCCGAUGCAAUCUGUUGACGUCCCUCGACAAGGUGUGGCAGCAUCAAAACUUUCUUCUCCGCGGCGGCCCUCGGCCUGCAGUGGGCGAUGACGACGUGGACGACCAGGAGCCAGAAGUGCCCAAGUGUUACAAAUGCGGUGUUUGCUUGUGCGAUUCCAGAGGGCGUUUACUAUGGAAUGUCAGGAACAAGCUGUACCGCAUUCUCAAGGAGACCUUCCCUGCCAAAUCAACGGAUAGGGUUGAACUUGCUGAUGGCUUCAUCUUCAUGCGCCUUGUUGGGCCCCCCGUGGGCUCCGGGGCCGACGUGGCCUUGUGGGGGCAAGAGGAGCGAUGGUACCAUGUCAGUGUUCUGUUGCUCAGCCCGCACGUCCCAGAGUUCCAGCUGAUGGAGUUAGUCGAGGACGAGGAUCAGCAGGCAGCUUCAG